AGAAAAUGUUCUAUUGAUUUUAUUGUUCUGUUUCUGUGUGCAGUUCAAUGUGCCUUUGGGCUUUAAGCCGAUAUGGAGCGUUGUAACAUCAGCCUCGAGGAAAAUGAGAACCUCCUUCGCACCAUUAGGACUAUCAAGAGCUUAGAUAAAUUAUAUAAGACCUAUGUACCUCAAACAUUGGACAGCACAUUGAAAAAAGCACCCGUGUCUAUACUAAAGCACAAAAAAUCCGAUAAUAGUGACGUCAAAAAUUCCCAAAUGGCAAUAGGUCAGAUACAAGAUAGCCAGGAAAAGACAGACUCCACUACUACCAUACGACCUAGUGAGGACCUUUAUGUCGCAACCUCUAAAAAUCUACCACAAGAAUAUGUUGCUAACAUUUUUAAAGCUACUGGUAUGUCAAAACAUCCGGUAUCCCGCGAUCAGCAGGACUUGAGAAAACCACAUGCUCGCAUUUCUUCCGGGCAAAUGGGUAAGCGAGGUGUGAAUUCUUCAUCUUCCGAGCUCUCAGCAACUGGAAGUGCUCCGGUCUGUGGCAAUCCCAUGAACUUCGUAACCUUCGCAGAACCGGAAAUUCGAAAUACGUCUUUCUUCGAUCAGGGACCAUCUAAUACCGCCAAUGAGUGUUGCUGUGAAUUUUCAUCUCCGCCGUCGCCGUCUUUAAAGCAGGACUCAUCUGAUCUGACUGUAGAAUAUUGUUGCUGCUCUCAAAACACUAUCCAACUGGAGCAGGCUUCAAAUCAGUCUGAUCUAGAAGACGGUACGAAUAUAUCGAACUACAGUGUCGUUGGGGAGCAAGAAGUCAUGGAUGAGGAACCGUAUUCCGCGGACUCUUAUGAGAAAAUCGAUAGGGAUAAAUUGCACGACGAAUUCAGAGACUAUGAGCAACGUUCUUUAAAAAGUCAAGAAUCAGAGGAUCGGGGCCUUAAAAUGCCAGAUCCUGAAAUACUCAAGCCUCGUACGGAAAACGUAAGCACUUUCAGAGGUUUUGAUGCUGUUAGUGAAAGUUCCUCUACUGCUCGCUCUGCAAGAAGAGGCUUUGAGAGACAAAUAUCACCAGGCUUUUCUUGUUGUGCCCCACCUCCGUCGGAGGUUUCAUUUCCCUCUUCUGACCAAGUUCAAGAUUGUGAUCGUUCGCAGUCCAACUGUCUGGACAUCGACAGCUUCCUGAGAACCCAACACCAACGACCUCCAUCGAUACCAAGUUGCGACUGCUGCUUCGUCAACAAUAUGCUGGAAGGCCAAAGUGUUUAUAUGACCGAUUACAGACCAAUUUUAUCUGCGGGCAACCAGUUUAAUCAGUUUUCCCAGCCAGGAUACGGACCUGAGUCUUUUCACGGAGAGUGCUGUUGCCAGGCCAUGCCAUUAAGCGGAGGAUUUGAAGCCACAUAUCCGUGUUCCAAUUUUACGAUGCCCUGGGACAGUCAGUGCCUUCCCACCACAGGAUGUCCUCUUCCUGGCACUUCCAAUUCCUUCUGCUAUUCACCAGGCACUGAGUUCUGCGAGGGCCUAUAUAAUGACAUGGGCGGUUGUUGCUCCACUGGAAUCUAUGGAAUUGGAGUCCCGGUUAUUGCUGCUCUUUUCCAUGCGGCGCUCGAAUGGAUGGAUCCUGAUGUAGAUACCAAAAAUGCGGAUUUCAAAAUAUAA
Drosophila takahashii is the source of this 1647-nucleotide messenger RNA. NCBI's taxonomy places the organism in Eukaryota, Metazoa, Arthropoda, Insecta, Diptera, Drosophilidae. The record is from RefSeq and is a predicted model, not a curated record.